UGCUUUCCAGGUGGGAAACCAGGAGGAGGAUCCGCCUUGUUUUGCUUGGCCUGAAAGGGCAGGACCUGGAGCAUUAGAUGGAAUUGUGGAGGAUGGAGGGGAAGAGGAACUGUGCCCCACAGAGCUCUCCCUAAGAGCGAUGGUCGAGCCGCCAUGCCUCUGGGGAAGGAAGGCCGGGACGCGGAGGGGGAGGGGGACGGCGGGGACCCCGACUCGGCCCCCGAGAUGAACGGGCUGGAGGAGGAGGGCAGCGAAGACGAGCAGACGGGCAGCCAGACGGAGUCGGACGGCGAGAGCUCCGAGAUGGACGACGAGGACUGUGAGCGCCGCCGGGUCGAGUGCCUCGAUGAGAUGUCGGACCUGGAGAAGCAGUUCUCGGAGCUCAAGGAGAAGCUGUUCAAGGAGCGCCUAAGCCAGGUGCGGCUGCGGCUAGAGGAGGUCGGGGCCGAGCGGGCCCCCGAGUACACGGAGCCCCUCGGGGGGCUGCAGCGGAGCCUCAAGAUCCGCAUCCAGGUGGCCGGCAUCUACAAGGGCUUCUGUCUGGACGUGAUCCGGAACAAGUACGAGUGCGAGCUGCAGGGAGCCCGGCAGCACCUGGAGAGCGAGCGGCUGCUGCUGUAUGACGCCCUCCAGGGGGAGCUCCAAGAGCGUAUUCAGCGGCUGGAGGAGGACCGCCAGAGUGUGGACAUCAACUCUGAAUGGUGGGAUGACAAGCUGCACCCCAAAGGGAACUCGAAGUCCUGGGAGUCCUUGCAGACGGGCAAGAGGAAGAAGGCGCCGCUCGUCUCUGGCCCUUAUAUCGUCUACAUGCUGGAGGACGUGGACAUUCUGGAGGACUGGGCGGCCAUCAAGAAGGCUAAGGUUGCUGUGUCCCCGCAGAAGAGGAAAGCAGACGAAGGCCCACCGUCUCCUCUGAGGAGCCCUCCGGCGUGGGGCAGCAGCCACCCUCCCCUCAAGGGCACCCGCCCGGCAGCCCAGGUAGGCCUGGCCACCCCCGACCUCCUGUCUUCUAGCCCCUGAAGGGCCCACAAGCUGCGCACAAGGCCCGCCCGGACGCCCGGGGCUCCUGGACCGGCUCCUGGGACCUCGCGCCGCCCCGUGACUCCUCGGCCUCCACACUGCCACCCUUUUGCCUCUUCCCAGCUGGGAUGCCAGCAGCUCCGGGCACGGGCUCGGCCCGGCCUCGGGGGACUCUGACUCUUCCCUGCCCGGCCGGCCGGGGGAGGCGAGGCCUUUGAGCCAGGCCGGCUCUGCUCUCCUUUACAAGUUCUUGAAGCGACGUUUCUAUUUUUGGAUUCUGAACGGAGAAGCCCCUUUCCGCGGUCCUGGGGAUUCGAAUCAUGUACCAGAAUUAAAGUUUGCUAAUUAAAA
Monodelphis domestica (gray short-tailed opossum) is the source of this 1371-nucleotide messenger RNA. RefSeq names its product BRMS1 transcriptional repressor and anoikis regulator (gene BRMS1). NCBI's taxonomy places the organism in Eukaryota, Metazoa, Chordata, Mammalia, Didelphimorphia, Didelphidae. The record is from RefSeq and is a predicted model, not a curated record.